Molecule: messenger RNA, 826 nt
Organism: Alexandromys fortis (reed vole)
Lineage: Eukaryota; Metazoa; Chordata; Mammalia; Rodentia; Cricetidae
Gene: Rer1
Product: retention in endoplasmic reticulum sorting receptor 1
Exons: 1
Coding region: 147-623 (158 amino acids)
Biological process (GO): protein retention in ER lumen; retrograde vesicle-mediated transport, Golgi to endoplasmic reticulum
Cellular component (GO): Golgi membrane
Source: RefSeq, a predicted model, not a curated record
AGGCGGCGCCACAGGACGUAAAGGAAGUGCCUGGUGCAGCUUCCCGGAUCCGGAGCCGAGCUCUGGAGGCCGCCCUGCCUGCCAUCCUCCUUCCGCAGCCGUGAGGGAGACCUCGGCUCGGCUGCAGCGGAGCUGCGAGUUACAGAAUGUCUGAAGGGGACAGUGUUGGAGACUCUGUCCAUGGGAAGCCCUCAGUGGUGUACAGAUUUUUCACACGGCUUGGACAGAUUUAUCACUCCUGGCUGGACAAGUCUACCCCCUACACAGCUGUCCAGUGGGUCGUGACACUGGGCCUGAGUUUUGUGUACAUGAUUAGAGUUUACCUGUUACAGGGUUGGUACGUUGUGACCUACGCCUUGGGGAUUUGCCACCUAAACCUUUUCAUAGCGUUCCUUUCUCCCAAAGUGGAUCCUUCCUUGAUGGAAGACUCAGAUGACGGCCCUUCAUUACCAACCAAACAGAAGGAGGAGUUUCGUCCCUUCAUUAGAAGGCUUCCAGAAUUCAAAUUUUGGCAUGCAGCUACAAAAGGCAUUCUUGUGGCUCUGAUCUGCACCUUCUUCGAGGCUUUCAACGUCCCCGUGUUCUGGCCGAUCCUGGUGAUGUACUUCAUCAUGCUUUUCUGAUUCACAAUGAAGAGGCAAAUAAAGCACAUGAUUAAAUACCGGAACACACCAUUCACACACGGAAAGAGGAGAUACAAAGGGAAGGAGGACGUGGGCAAGACAUUUGCUAGUUAGAAGCCGGACUGAAUCUGUCACGCGUGUUCAAGGACGGGUUUGAGCCAUUGUAACAAUGCCUUUUCUUCACAUAAAGUCGUUGAUUAUGA